UUGGAUUCACACACACACACCUUGAGAAAAAUCAUAGUUUUUGGAUUGAAAAUGGCUUGGAUUUGGGCGGCGGCAGUAGCAGCAGCGAUCCCAUUAUUCCUCUACCUCCUUCAUCAAUGGCGGAACCUCUCAAACAAGAAGAAGAAGCUCCCUCCCGGCCCCAAAGGCCUUCCAAUCAUCGGCCAUUUCCACCUACUCAGCAGCAAUCCUCACCAAGAUCUCCACCUGCGCCUAGCCCGCAAGCACGGCCCGAUCAUGUACACGCGCUUCGGCUCCAUCCCAACCAUCAUCGUCUCCUCCCCCUCCGCCGCCGAGCUCUUCUUAAAGACACACGACCUCAUCUUCGCCGACCGCCCCCACCACGAGGCCGCCUACCACCUCGGCUACGAGCAGCGCAACAUCGUCUUCGGCCGCUACGGCCCCUACUGGCGCAACAUGCGCAAGCUCUGCACGCUCGAGCUCCUCAGCUCCCUCAAGAUCGCCCAGUUCGAGCCGAUGAGGAAGGCGGAGCUGGGGAUCUUUGUAAGCGCGCUGAGGGAGGCGGCGGCGGCGCGUGAGGCGGUGGAUAUGGGCGUGAGGAUCGCGUCGGUGAGUGCUGAUUUGAUCAGCUUGAUGGUGUUUGGGGGCAGGUUUGUGGAGUGGGAAUUGGACGGCGCGAGGUUUAAGGAGGUGAUGACGGAGGCGGUGGCGGAGGGCGCGGCGUUCAAUCUCGGCGACUACUUCCCGUCGUUGAGGUGGAUGGAUCUUCAGGGCUCGGCGCGGCGUCUGAAGAAACUGAGCGUUAUCUUCGAUGCGUUUCUUGAGAGGAUCAUCGACGAUCAUGGGCGGAAGGAGGAGAGGAGCCUCGAUUUCGUCGAUACCAUUAUGGCGAUUCACGACUCCGGCGACGCCGGAUUUGAGUUCGACCGCCGGCAUGUCAAGGCCGUGUUGCUGGAUAUGCUGAUUGCAGGAAUAGACACUUCCUCAGCAGCUGUGGAAUGGACACUGUCCGAACUAAUCAGGCAUCCAACAGAAAUGAAGAAACUCCAGAAAGAUCUAGAAGAAAUCGUGGGGCCAAACCAAAUGGUGGAUGAAUCUCAUCUCUCCAACCUAAAAUAUCUUGAUUGUGUGAUCAAAGAAUCCAUGAGGCUCCACCCCGUCGGCCCCUUGCUCGUCCACCAGGCCAUGGAAGACUGUGAGGUCGACGGCUUCCACAUUCCAAGCAAAGCUCGAGUUCUUGUGAAUGUCUGGGCCAUCGGGAGGGAUCCCGAUGCCUGGAUCGACCCCGAGAGAUUUGCUCCCCAAAGAUUUCUGGGAAGCAACGUGGAUCUCAGGGGUCGAGAUUUUCAGCUCAUACCAUUCGGGUCGGGUAGAAGGGGCUGCCCCGGCUUGCAAUUGGGGUUGACCGUGGUUCAGCUCAUGGUGGCGCAAUUGGUUCAUUGCUUUGAUUGGGAGCUCCCCGAUGGAAUGGUGGCCGCUGAAUUGGACAUGUCUGAGAAAUUUGCUUUGGUCACUUCCAAGGCUAAGCAUCUCACGGCUAUACCAAUUUAUAGGUUAAGCGUUUGAAUAAAACUUGGAAUUUUCUUUUUUAUUUUCAUGUUGUGGAGAUCGCUAAUCACUGCAAACUCAAAGAUUUCCCAUUUCUAAUGUACUCCAUCCGUCCCAUUAAUAAAGAUAUAGGUCUUUUGGGCACGGAGAUUAAGGAAAGGUAGAUUAGUUGUUAAA
Molecule: messenger RNA, 1704 nt
Organism: Salvia miltiorrhiza (redroot sage)
Lineage: Eukaryota; Viridiplantae; Streptophyta; Magnoliopsida; Lamiales; Lamiaceae
Product: cytochrome P450 71AU50-like
Exons: 3
Coding region: 52-1545 (497 amino acids)
Molecular function (GO): heme binding; iron ion binding; oxidoreductase activity, acting on paired donors, with incorporation or reduction of molecular oxygen
Source: RefSeq, a predicted model, not a curated record